GUCAGCAAGCAAGCGGAGAUGAGCCGGAGAGCCAAGCAGCAGCCGGCGGCGGCGGCGGGUAGCCGCCGGACUAAGCGUGCCGAGCUGCCACGCCCACCGGCGGCCGGCCUCGCCGAGAGCCCCCAGAUCGUGUCCAACCCCAUCUUUCGCUGCGAGGCCGGGCCGAGCCAGCCCAACAACAGAGCAUCGGGCGACCAGCUGCGCUGCGUCUACGGCCCGGGCUCGCUCUACGCGCUCGUGCACGACCCGGCCGCCUCCGCGGGCGCAGGGAGCGGGAGCGGCAAGUCUUUGCAGCCCCUGCCGCUGCCCCCGUGCAGGGCCCACCUGUCGGGGCGCGUGGGGCCCGCCGGGCAUGCUGUAGUGGGCGGCCCACAUGGCAGGGUACUAAGGAGGGCGCCCCACCAUGACCCGUUCCUGGCCGCCUACGUGGCGUGCAGCAAGAGCGCCGGCGGUGAUGAAGCGGUGGAUCGCCCGCCGCACAAGCAGAAGAAAGGGAGGAAGAAGACGACGAAGAAGAAGAAGGCGGCGACGGGGAAGAAAUGCAAGGAAGGCGAGGUGAUCUUUCGGGGGUGUGGGAUCUGGAGCGGGUGGGCGGCGGGCGCCAAUAAGUACGCCGGCGGGAUGUCGUGCAGGUACGGCUGCGCCGUCGCCGGGCAGAAGGGAGACGCUACUGCGACCAAGACCAAGUCCGAGGACGACGCGCCGGCGGGGCCGACGCUCGACCUGACGUGGACGCCGGCGGUGCUCUCGGCGAGGGCGCUGGAGCGGAGGGAGCAGCGCUGAGUGUAUUUUAUGUCACUGUGUGAUGGUACGUGUCAGUGCAUAAGUAGGACGUACAUGCUGCGAUGGUGUCAAUAUCAAGCCAAGCUACUCCUUUUCUUUAUAUUUAUGCAGUGUUAUUUGUAUAUACAGUUGUACACAUGAAGUGCAGUUAUGCAGUGACCGAUGUCUCAUGUCUA
Sorghum bicolor (sorghum) is the source of this 959-nucleotide messenger RNA. RefSeq lists its product as uncharacterized. The coding region runs from base 19 to 783 and encodes 254 amino acids. Lineage: Eukaryota; Viridiplantae; Streptophyta; Magnoliopsida; Poales; Poaceae. The transcript has a single exon. The record is from RefSeq and is a predicted model, not a curated record.